AUGGACCUGGAAGAAACACGAACCCCAAAAUUGUGCGGCUGCGCAACCCCCGAUGGCGGCUCUGUCUGCGUGUGCGCGACUCAGGUCGGCCGCGCCUUGGCGGAUGAAGAGCUCGAGGCGCUGAGGAAGCAGAGGCUGGUGGAGCUGCAGGCCAAGCAUGGGGAUCCUGGUAAUGCAGCCCAACAGGAAGCAAAGCAAAGGGAAGCAGAAAUGAGAAAUAGUAUCUUAGCUCAAGUUCUGGAUCAGUCAGCCCGGGCCAGGUUAAGUAACUUAGCACUCGUAAAACCUGAAAAAACUAAAGCAAUAGAGAACUACCUUAUACAGAUGGCAAGGUACGGACAACUAAGCGGGAAGGUGUCAGAACAAGGGCUAAUAGAAAUACUUGAGAAAGUCAGCCAACAGACAGAAAAGAAGACAACAGUUAAAUUCAACAGAAGAAAAGUAAUGGACUCCGAUGAAGAUGAAGAUUACUAA
Phodopus roborovskii (desert hamster) is the source of this 474-nucleotide messenger RNA. RefSeq names its product programmed cell death protein 5. NCBI's taxonomy places the organism in Eukaryota, Metazoa, Chordata, Mammalia, Rodentia, Cricetidae. Gene Ontology annotation, cellular component: nucleus; cytosol. The record is from RefSeq and is a predicted model, not a curated record. Bases 1 to 474 code for a protein of 157 amino acids. The transcript is spliced from 2 exons. Gene Ontology annotation, molecular function: DNA binding.